Molecule: messenger RNA, 1074 nt
Organism: Serendipita indica DSM 11827
Lineage: Eukaryota; Fungi; Basidiomycota; Agaricomycetes; Sebacinales; Serendipitaceae
Source: the annotation of a GenBank genome assembly
AUGACCGUGAGCCACCGUCGAAACUCUGGCGUAACCCGCCCUUCGAAGAGAACCACAACUAAAGCCGAUGCCGAUACUACCAAAGUCGAUUCAGGACUGGGAAGGCUAAAGCUCCACUUGGACACCUCUAGUCUCUCUCACAAAUCAGCACUUGCUCGCAUGGAAGAAUACAUGGUUCCGAAGUAUUUGACUACAGUCCAGCCCCCUUAUCUUUCACGAACGUCCAUUACGACUCGAUUCCAUGUCCUGGAGAUGGACUUGUUUGUGGCAAGACCGUCUGCAGUGCCUUGUUCCGCCACACAACCAAAGGCUUUCAAUCUCAUGGGCACGGGCGUGUACCGCAUCGCAAAAGUGCCGGAGAACUAUAGCGUUCUCCACUUGAUUGCACUAUCAUGCUUCUUGAUGGGUUGGCCACUCAAGACGGCAUGGAGGCUAUGGGUACGAGAGUUUCAGCACGGCUCGCUGAAGCGCACGGCCAAGCCACAAGAUUGCAACGCGGUAGAGAUGUGGCUUUGUUUCGGGUCGGCCGCGCGUGACGCUUUUGGGUCGUCAGGAAACCAGUGCACGGAUCAUCAGCGACUUUCAGCGAUCAAGCUGGCCGAGGUGUGGAACCCCUAUGGCAUUGUCUCGAACCGCCUUGGUGCUUACUCAACUCAGCCCACCCAGUCUGAAGGGGAUUUAAGCAUUCGCAUACGAUGUCCUGCGGCAUGUAUCCAGAAUCCACACUUUCCUAUCGACGAACCAUUCGGGAUACAAGGUGUCGGUGCACCUCCCGCUGAUUACCUUCCAAGACUUUCUGGGAGUCAAAGGCGGCUACAAGAACGCUGUGAGACCAAAAGAUUCGAAGGUUGGCCAUUUGGCCCAAAUUUCUGGAAUUUUGUUGAUCGAGGAGUUGUUCCGGAGGUCGAUGUCGAAGGAAUUCAUCUAUGGAGAGUCGACUCUGAUGCCUUUACGAAGCGGUUGGAUGUCUUGGAGCGGAGAGCAUACGGUGAUUGGCUAACGGACAUUGAAGAACACGCAAUUGAGUUCGAUCCUGAAUUUCACGUUGCUACAAACUUCCCUGGAAAGCAAUAG